Amphiprion ocellaris (clown anemonefish) is the source of this 6522-nucleotide messenger RNA. It is a transcript of the gene rasgrf2b, whose product is annotated as Ras protein-specific guanine nucleotide-releasing factor 2b. Gene Ontology annotation, molecular function: guanyl-nucleotide exchange factor activity; protein binding. Gene Ontology annotation, cellular component: plasma membrane. The transcript is spliced from 29 exons. The record is from RefSeq and is a predicted model, not a curated record. Gene Ontology annotation, biological process: Ras protein signal transduction; positive regulation of GTPase activity. Lineage: Eukaryota; Metazoa; Chordata; Actinopteri; Pomacentridae. The coding region runs from base 426 to 4331 and encodes 1301 amino acids.
CAUCACUGGAGAGAGAGAAAGAUAUAGAGACCUAGUGGGAGAGAGCGCUUGUGUGCGAGAGAGAGUUAACCACUGUCAAAGCCGAUUACAGCGCGUCCGGUCUGAUUCUUUCACUGUCCGUCCACUUGAGGGUUCUCCUCUCUGUGCGCCACACGCCUCUCGCUUUCGGCGGCUUUUACUGGCUGUUUACUUUAUAGAAGCGCAGCAUGGAUUGAUUCUAGUACAUGUGGCACUUGGGCAUCUUCACUAUGAGUUCCUCUGCAGGAGCGCCUCGGUCAGCGGGGCAACUUUUCCUUGCGCCCCGGCGCCGCUGAGCCGCGCUUCUCUCGGUGGGAAAGUUUACUCACAAACCCACGGCGAACAUGGGCUUGCGGUGAAAGUUCCGGUUGUCCCACUUUGUUCUCUCUCCAGAAUCGUCGGGCAAAAUGCAGAAGAGCGUCCGCUACAACGAAGGGCAUGCGCUGUUUCUGUCGGCUGUCGCGCGUAAAGAGGGAACCAAGCGCGGCUACUUGUGCAAGAAGGCGGCGGAGAACAGCAGAUGGCACGAGAAGUUCUUCGCCCUCUACCAGAAUAUACUAUUCUACUUCGAGAACGAGCAAAGCGCGCGACCUGCUGGGAUUUACCUGUUGGAAGGAUGCACCUGCGAGCGCGCACCAGCGCCCAAGAUGUCCACAACUGGGAAGGAGGCGCUGGAGAAACAGCACUACUUCCUCAUCGUGUUCGGUCACGAUGGACAGAAGCCUCUGGAGCUCCGAACAGAGGAGGAGUAUGAGUGUGAUGAAUGGGUGGAGGCCAUCCAGCAGGCCAGUUACUCAGACAUCAUCAUCGAGCGAGAGGUGCUGAUGCAGAAAUACAUCCACCUUGUGCAGAUUGUGGAGACGGAGAAGGUGGCUGCCAAUCAGCUGCGCACACAGCUCGAGGAUCAGGACACUGAAAUCGAGAGGCUCAAAGCAGAGAUUGUGGCUCUGAACAAAACUAAGGAGCGAAUGCGGCCUUACCACGUCUACCAUGAAAAUGAAGACCCGGAUAUAAAAAAGAUCAAAAAGGUGCAGAGUUUCAUGCGGGGCUGGCUCUGUCGGAGGAAGUGGAAGAUUAUUGUUCAGGACUACAUCUGCUCUCCUCACGCUGAGAGCAUGAGGAAGAGGAACCAGAUCGUCUUCAAUAUGGUGGAGGCAGAGACAGAGUACGUCCACCAGCUCUACAUCCUGGUCAACUGUUUCCUCAGACCUCUGAGGAUGGCCGCCAGCUCCAAGAAACCCCCCAUCAGCCACGACGAUGUCAGCAGCAUCUUCCUUAACAGUGAGACCAUCAUGUUUCUACAUGAGAUUUUCCAUCAAGGCUUGAAGGCGAGGAUAGCCAACUGGCCAACUCUGGUGCUGGCCGACCUGUUUGACAUCCUGCUGCCGAUGUUAAACAUCUACCAGGAGUUUGUACGUAACCAUCAGUACAGCCUGCAGGUCCUGGCCAACUGUAAGCAGAACAGAGACUUUGAUAAGCUGCUGAAACAGUAUGAGUCCAAUGCUGCCUGUGAGGGAAGGAUGCUCGAGACCUUCCUCACCUACCCCAUGUUCCAGAUUCCUCGUUACAUCAUCACCUUGCAUGAAUUACUGGCCCACACACCUCAUGAGCAUGUGGAGCGCAAGAGUCUUGAAUUCGCCAAGUCCAAAUUAGAGGAACUGUCUAGAGUGAUGCACGACGAGGUGAGCGACACAGAAAACAUUCGUAAGAACCUGGCCAUAGAGAGGAUGAUAGUGGAGGGAUGUGACAUCCUCCUGGACACCAGCCAGACCUUCGUCAGGCAGGGCUCUCUGAUCCAGCUGCCAUCGGUGGAGCGAGGGAAGCUAAGUAAAGUCCGUCUGGGCUCUCUGUCUCUGAAGAAGGAAGGGGAACGACAGUGUUUUCUCUUCACCAAACACUUCCUUGUCUGCACACGCAGCUCAGGAGGGAAACUACACCUUCUUAAGCAAGGUGGAGUCUUGUCCCUAAUUGACUGCACACUGAUCGAGGAACCAGACGCCAAUGACGAGGAGUCUAAAGCCGGGGGUCAAGUGUUCGGUCAACUGGACUUUAAGCUCGUAGUGGAGCCAACAGACUCACCUUCAUUUACUGUGGUGUUGUUGGCGCCGUCGCGGCAGGAGAAGGCUGCGUGGACCAGCGAUAUUAGCCAGUGCAUCGAUAACAUCCGCUGUAAUGGCUUGAUGACCAGUGUGUUUGAGGAAAACUCUAAAGUCACUGUGCCUCACAUGAUCAAAUCCGAUGUGCGUCUCCAUAAAGAUGAUGUUGACAUUUGCUUCAGCAAGACGCUCAACUCCUGCAAGGUCCCCCAGAUCCGUUACGCCAGCGUGGAGCGGCUGCUGGAGAGGCUGACCGACCUGCGCUUCCUCUCCAUAGACUUCCUCAACACCUUCCUGCACACGUACAGGAUCUUCACCACAGCGUCGGUGGUCAUGGACAAACUGGCCGACAUCUACAAGAAGCCCUUCUCCUCCAUACCCAUCAGGGCACAAUACCACUCAUUUGACCGUCUGUCCAUCUCAUCCAUCUGUCCUGACUACAGUCUGAAGAUCAAGAAGAUAGCCAUGGAUCAGUCCAAAUCUUUGGAGUUGUUUUUUGCCACCAACCAGAAUAACAGAAGUGGUGAGCACACAAAUGACAAAUCUCCUCGUCUCUGCCGUAAGUUCUCCUCUCCUCCCCCUCUGUCCAUCUCGUCCCGCACCUCCUCCCCCGUCCGAGCUCGGAAGCUCUCCCUCCACUCCCCCAUCACCGCCAGGGUGGGAGGCCUCGACCUCACCAGUCCUCUGUCCAACUCCAGCGUCAACCACAGCAAUUCCCAGUCCACUGCCAGCAGCCCCACAUCUGCCCACACCCCCCAGACUCCAACACCUCAGACCCCGACCCCAACCGCCUCCUCUCCUCCGCCUCCUCCCUCCUCCACCUCCCCCCCACCCAACAACUCCAAGUCACCGCAGGACCAAGUUCCCCCCAUUCCCUCGUCCCCUGACCAGAGUCCCUGCCAAACUGCAGAGGGGGAGGAGGUGCCCAGGAUCGACCCCUUCUGUGGGAAACUGCGACGGAGCAUCCGCAGAGCUGUGCUGGAAUCAGUUUCCCUGGAGAAAAUCAUCCCCGAGUCUCCACAGGGCAGCGAAGCAGGAGACAUGUCUCCAUGUCGCUCUCCUUCCACACCUCGACACCUCCGCUACAGACAGCCUGGAGUCCAGUCAGGCGAGAACUCCCGCUGCUCCGUCUCUCCUGCCUCUGCCUUCGCCAUCGCCACAGCAGCAGCAGGACACGGUACACCACCAGUGUUUACUAACUCUGAAAGAACCUGUGAUAAAGAGUUCAUCAUUCGCCGGGCUGCAACUAACAGAGUGCUCAACGUGUUGCGCCACUGGGUCUCCAAGCACUCGCAGGACUUCGAGAUGAACGGGGAGCUGAAGAUGUCGGUGAUCUGUCUUCUGGAGGAGGUGCUCAGAGAUCCAGACCUGCUGCCUCAGGAGAGAAAAGCUACUGCAAACAUACUAAGUGCCCUUUCUCAAGACGAGCAGGAAGACGCCCAGCUGAGGAUAGAAGACAUCUUACAGAUGGCUGACUGUCCGAAGGCAGAGUGUUUCGAGUCUCUCUCAGCGAUGGAGUUGGCCGAGCAGAUCACUCUGCUGGAUCACAUCGUCUUCCGGAGCAUUCCCUAUGAAGAGUUCCUGGGCCAGGGCUGGAUGAAGGAGGAUAAGACGGACAGGACGCCCUACAUCAUGAAAACUAGUCAACACUUCAAUGAUAUGAGCAACCUGGUGGCAUCGCAGAUUAUGACCCACACUGAUGUGGGCUCCAGGGCCAGCUCCAUCGAGAAAUGGGUUGCUGUGGCGGACAUCUGCCGCUGUCUGAACAACUACAACGGAGUGCUGGAGAUCACAUCUGCACUCAAUCGCAGCGCCAUCUACCGCUUAAAGAAGACCUGGGCUAAAAUCAGCAAACAGACUAAAGCCCUGAUGGACAAACUGCAGAAGACUGUCUCCUCUGAGGGAAGAUUCAAAAAUCUGAGGGAGACGCUGAAAAACUGCAACCCUCCAUGUGUGCCGUACUUGGGAAUGUAUCUGACAGACUUGGCCUUUAUUGAGGAGGGAACACCAAAUUUUACUGAGGAGGGUCUCGUUAACUUCUCUAAAAUGAGGAUGAUAUCCCACAUCAUCAGAGAGAUCCGACAGUUCCAGCAGACGCCGUACAGAAUAGAGCAUCAAGCCAAGGUGACGCAGUACCUUCUGGAUAAGACUCUGAUCAUGGAUGAGGACACGCUCUACGAUCUCUCACUGAAGAUCGAGCCCAGGCUUCCUGCCUGAGUUACAGCUGUCUGUGGCCUGUGGGAGCCUGUCAAACCUGGACCCCCUCCCCUCAAAGGGUGACACACCCCUGUAAUCUCAUCAACCGAGAGAAAAUUGGGAGAAAAGUUUUGAGAGCGACAUGGAAAUGGAAAGAGAUACUUACUGAAAUGGGAGGUAUCUAGGAGAUGAACAAGCUUGAGAGUUUUACAAGUUAUUGAGAGGGCAUGAGAGGAAGACAGGAAUGUGUAAGGUGUUGGUUGGACUGAUUGUCUUCUUGGAGCGGACUACACUUUGGUUGCAUCGCAUGAGGGUUUUGAGGAAAUUACAUGUCGCUGUGUGUGCUCGUCAUUCCUCAGUCCAGAGUGUGGUGCACACGGCUUCCUCAGACAGCCUGAAAGUGCAGGAAAGAGUGAGAGCAUGGAGCGAGUGGAUGACACACGGUGGAUAUAACAGAGAUGUAGCAUAUACAGAUAGUGUGACAGAGAGAUGUCUGAGCUUGUGUCUCUGUGCUGUUGUCUGUGUUCUGUUGCCUGUGCAUUUCCGUGCCAUGUCCUGGAGCAAGAGCCCCAAAAUGCUUUCUGUUAUGAUGGUCACCGCAUAAAACUUGCAUGAUUUCAGCUUGGGAUGUAACUGUGUAAAAAAAAAAAACAAAACAAACAAAAAAAAGGCCUUCAACCUGACCCCUGACCCUCAGCUUAGCAUGCCUCACUCUUAGCAGGGUGACUUUCUAAGCCACUAUGCAUCCUCAGUGGGCUGGGUACGGCGAAAUGCCUUUAAGCCUUCAAAUAUGAUAUAGAAAGACACAAAAAUGAAACCUAAAAUUAGAUAUAUUUUGAUUGUUUCAUAUUUUUCCCUUCAUGAAACAAUUAUUUGUCUUUAGUCACCUUUUGGCUAAAAACUUUCCACUAGAUUGAAAAGCUUUUUUUUUUUUUUUUUUUUUUAAAUAAAAAUGUCCACAUGAAUGAUAGAAAUUAAAAAAAGAAAAAGUCAGUGCCUUCCACUAGUGUUGGUCCCUAGAAUUGACAAUGUGCAAGCAUAAAGUUUUAUAUAAAUCUUAAUAUUUCCUUUUAAAAAAUUAACUAGAGUUACGAAUUAAAUGUCUUUUUUUCAGAAAAUAGGUCAUGUAGACUAAACAGUAGCAUGUUAGUGUGAACACAGUAAAGUCACUGCAGCAUCUGAUCAUCAGCAAAUAUCUCCCUCUACUGCUUCAACGUUGUUAUAACCUCCACUAACCCAAAGCUUUCGCAGCAUUUGUGUGCUGUUUUAUUUGACUCUUAUAAACUGUCGCCUGUGCUAAAGUGUGAAGUCAUGUUUCUGUGUGUAACCAGCCAUGACUACAGUUUAGGCUGGGACGGUUUUUUUGCACUCUGAGAUGUAGCUUUGCUUGAUUGACAGUGAAAUCGUUACUUAAACAGCUAUUUAUUUAAUCAUAUACUGUAUGUAUGUUAUUUUUGUAUAUAGUGACUUUACACAUAUCAUACGAUUGAUGAAGAAAUCUGAAUUGUUAUGCUGUGAAUAUUGAUUUAUCGUUGUUUUUUUAAUUUCUUUCUUUCUAGCUUUCAUGUUGAAUUCUAGUUUUGCAUCCCAGGCUCUUGUAUAGAAAGAACUCUGUUUAACUUUAUUCUUAAGAAAAAAAAGAUGCCUUUUAAAGGUUAAAAAAAUGUAGCAUUUGAAUAAUCAGACUUUGUUUUCUGUAUUGAUGAUAUGAUGAAUAUAGUUGUCCUGCAUGCACACAACAGCUGCAUGUUGUGCACGUCUGACUGGACGCUCCCUGUACUUUCUUCCUCUGCUUCUCUAUAUUAAUAUCGUCUCUGUAGCUGUCAGGAAAAAGCUAUGAAAACAAUAUUUGUCCAUCAAAUCUGGCAUGUUUGUCUCCUAGUUUACCUCACGAAUUCAAGCCUAGACUCUAGGACAUGCCAUCUGCAAAACAGCGUGUUGUUAUGCAGUAGCAGUGUUGGAUCUUUCCUCAUUAAACAAUGAUCUUGUUCCAAAUCGAUUAGAGGGAAUGUUUCCAGAUUUUGCUUUUGGGAAAACUUUGUCCUUUGCACUGCGUCUUUAACUCAGAGUGUCUGUUUUACAUACAGGUUUGGGAAUGCAGGAUGCUGUGUUUGUAUUGUAAUAUUAUUUUUGUGUACUUGUUUGUGUGUUUAUUUAUUUGUUUGCAUUUUUUCAUGUGUGGGUGCAGGGAAAAUAAACUCAACAUGCCUUA